Molecule: messenger RNA, 4647 nt
Organism: Seriola aureovittata
Lineage: Eukaryota; Metazoa; Chordata; Actinopteri; Carangiformes; Carangidae
Gene: wars2
Product: tryptophanyl tRNA synthetase 2, mitochondrial
Exons: 18
Coding region: 2772-3869 (365 amino acids)
Biological process (GO): mitochondrial tryptophanyl-tRNA aminoacylation
Cellular component (GO): mitochondrial matrix; mitochondrion
Molecular function (GO): tryptophan-tRNA ligase activity; ATP binding
Source: RefSeq, a predicted model, not a curated record
ACACCGAAGAAUGCCGAAGGGGCUGAGCUAGGUGCUUCGCGGCUUUCCCGUUUCGUUCAUUUCACACAGUCAGACCGUAGAUUCAGGGCUAGUUAGCCUGUUAGCUUGUGGAUGUUACUCCUGAUUCGUGCUACCAACCGACUUUUGAGAGGCCAACUGCUGCAGUUUAGAGUGAAACUGUUGAAGAGAGGAAGGACUGGGUCCUGAGGGCACGAAGAGCUGAACAUCCUCUUCAAAGAAUACCUGCGGCUGAAGAGGACACAGUCAGUACGACGUACAUGUCUGAGGGAUGUAGCGAGAGUCUGCAUUGCCAAUAUUCAAAUUGGUUGUCUACAUCUGCUCAUUGUGUGGAGUCUCUGACCUUCACUACGUCUCUUGGCUGAAACUGGAUGAUGCUGAAUAGGGACAGGCAGGGUGGGGAAAACAUCCAAACCAGGAAUUUAGGUUCACGUCUCAGCUAUAAAAGUCUCCUCCAGCGCCAGUGCUACGACUCUGUGGGAACCAGCAGCUCAAAGGACCAAAAUGAGACAGAGAAGAGAAGGAAGGGGCCACGCUGCCACGUCAUCUCCAGAAGACUUUGUUUCCAGGGCUCAGUGAAACUCUCAUGACAGCGUUCAGAUACAAAGGCACUUGCAAUCACGACAACAGCAACCUUGUCAUUCAACUUCCUGUGAGAUGAACAGCUGGGUGGACGAGGAUGUUUGCUGCAAGAUCUCUCUGGCAGGCGGAGACCUCUACAUGAGGGGGGGGGAACUGCUGCUUGUUCACCAGUUGGUGUUUUGUGUUUGCUGCUCCAGCAGGACUUGACCCAACAUCCAUCAGGGCCAGAUCCCCUCGGCCUGGGCUGCAGCUGGGGAGCACAUGCACAACGAGGAUGCGAUGGACGCACCGCUGUUGUGAUUGUCCCGCUCCUGAACCGAACCCACGAGAAGGAUGAAUCCUGGCCACAGGCUCCAGCUGAAGGACUGUCUGUCCAGGAGCCAGGAGUCUGGAUGACACAGCGGUAGAGGCAGGAAUCCCACAGGACCCCCGGGACACCCCAUUAGAUGUCGGCCUGCAGUACACACUGUCAGAUACUCCACGUACGCUCCUACACUUCCUACUCAUACAGGCACACAAGCACACUCAGAGAUGAACACACCGACUGCUGUCUUCCUGCAGCCUCUCUGUUUUCCACUGCGAGUGUGCGGGAAGUUGGGCUGAAAUGAAAAUGAGCGGGUUCGGUGGAGAGACGCAGGCGGUUCCAGCUGUAUGACUUCAGUAAAACAAUCCUCCGUCACACACGCUGAAGAUCUGACGUGCUGACAGCCGUGAUGAGGCCCGGGAACAGAUAUUACACAUCUAUUACACAUGGAAUAAAUGAGCGUUGUCAGGCUGACUAAUGACCGGGUCUGUGCUGCGGUGGAAUCAGGAGAAAGUCUCCAUCUUCCGAUGUCAGUCAUCUUCUGAUGGACCCCGGCGCUGAUGGAUUGUAGGAUCUGGCUCUGAUUUCACGCUACACUGGCAUCCACUCAUCCCCCGAUCCCUAUGUUAUUUUGGAAACGGGCAAUGAGACAAGGUGCUGAAACUGACUGCCUCCCUGAGGGACCCCACUACCCCCACUAAAAAAAACAAGGGACGAGGAGGAGGAGGAGGCAGAGAGAGGGAAGAGAGGAGAUGAAGCGCAGGAGGACCAGCCUCUACUGGGUGGCCAGGAAACAGGAGCUGAAGGCUUACACACACACACACACACACACACACACACACACACACACACACACAAAGAGCAAGCAUAUAAACCCAUCUCCCACCAGCCGCUUUUUGCUCCAGCGACCAAAUCUCCCAUCACCCAGGCGUGAGAGAACAUAACGGCUCAGGUCUCUAAAUCUGACGCACCAAAGAAAGAGCUCAGCGCCUCGGGAAAUAAUAAUGAAUAUGGAAUGAUAGUCUGUAUUUUGUGCUGCAAAUGCAACCAGAUGCAAAAAGGUGGAGGGGGAGAAAAAAAAAAAUCAGCAGCAGAUGUUUUGAAAAACAAGAGGUCUCAAGGACUGUGAGCAGCCAGUGUGCCCUGCAAACAUACUGUAACCUUACCCAGCAUGUAGAGUAAUCACUUAUAGUAUCUAUAUCGCCACUUUGCAAUGAGGGAAGGUAUGGAGGAGAGCAGUUCUGCAGCUGCUCCCUGGGAAAGUUGGGUUGUUGAGGAAGCGGCGGGGCUAGACACAACACCACCCAAUUAACAUAGAGACCCCCUGACAAUGAGGAAACCGCACAUGUCUGAUGCAUUUCUAUAGCCUACAGUGCAUGUGGCGGUGUGUGUUACUGCAUAUCUUCCUCUUCCAUACAGUGCAGGCAGCUGGUGUACAGUUCAGCAAAGAGAGUCGAAGACCCUGAGUUGUUUUCAGUUUGAAAAGCCAGUGGUUUCUGAAAAGAUGAAUUUAAGCAGCUGUCUGCAAGAUCCUUGUUUUUUUUCCGUUCCUGUCUCCAUUUUAUUGGUGCUAAGAGAUAAUGACUGUGGUGUUUCUGCACUGCACUUUAUAGAGAAGAGUGGAGUUUCAUAGAAAAAGGCCACCAGACGAGUACAAAAACAAAGUCAAUUGGAUUUCAAGACUUAUUAUUUCUGUUUUAUCAAUCAGUGAUCCAGAGUAUAGCUUAUAUGUGUCCAGUGUAAUUCAUAAAACGCUAAAAUCUGUAACUUUCUGCAUGUUUCUAACCUCUUCAUGUCCUUUUUUCUUAGGACAAGGACAGAGGACAAGGCAGAGACGAGCCGCCGUAGUCUGACGUCACGAUGAAAAAUGGCGCUCCCCGUGCGGACUAACUUGAGACAUGUCUUCAGAUUCAUUCAGAAGUUUAACUCUCCUAGAAGGUGUCUCUGCGCUGGAGCCGGUCCCGAAAACAAGGACCCUCCGGGAGGUGGGCGUGUAUUUUCUGGGAUCCAGCCGACUGGGGUGCCCCACCUGGGCAACUACCUGGGUGCCCUGGAGAACUGGGUGGCCCUGCAGAACCGGUAUCCAUCAGUGCUCUACAGCAUCGUGGACCUGCACUCCAUCACGCAGCCACAGGACCCGACCCAGCUGAGGACCAACAUCCUGGACAUGGCAGCCAGCCUGCUGGCCUGCGGCGUCGACCCAGAGAGGGCGAUACUCUUCCAGCAGUCUAAGGUGUCUGAGCACGCUGAGCUCUCCUGGAUCCUCGGCUGUCUGACCAGCAUGCCCCGCCUCCGACACCUGCCGCAGUGGAAGAUGAAGAGCAAACUGAAGAACGAAGGCAGUGUCGGUCUCUACACGUAUCCUGUCCUCCAGGCUGCUGAUAUCCUCCUUUACAAGGCCACUCACGUCCCCGUUGGAGAGGAUCAGGUCCAGCACCUCGAGCUGGCUCAGGACCUGGCUCGCAUCUUCAACAACAACUACGGAGACCUGUUCCCUGAACCCAGCGCCCUGCUGAGUUCUACACGAAAGGUCAAAUCCCUCCGUGACCCCUCUGCUAAAAUGUCCAAGUCCGACCCCCAAACAAUGGCGACGAUCACCGUCACAGAUCCUCCCGACGACAUCGCCCUCAAAAUCCGCCGCGCUGUCACCGACUUCACCUCUGAGGUCACCUUCGACCCGGAGACGCGUCCAGGUGUGUCCAACCUGGUGACAAUCCACGCCGCCAUGGCGACGAUCAGCGUGGAGGAGGCGGUGUCGCAGGCCGGAGGGUUGGACACGGGAGCCUAUAAGAAGCUCGUAACCGAGGCUGUGAUCCAGAGGUUGACGCCCAUCAGAGAGGAGAUCGAGAGGCUGCGGUCGGAGCGCGCUCACCUGGAGGCGGUGCUGGCCCGGGGGAACGGCAGGGCUCGGGAACUGGCUGCCCCGGUCCUCGGAGAGGUCCGGCAGCGAGUGGGGUUCUGCUGAGAGGCAGCUGGGCUGGAAAAUAAAGCCACAUUUAUACUGCAGGUCUCGCUCGGUACUUAACUGCUGCUGCUGAUAUAAAAUUUUAUUCCGAUGACUGUUUACAUUUCCAGGAUAGUCGAGGAUGUAAUGCAUUUAUAACAAAACGUGUUGAAAGCGGCGUGGAAAAGACUCAACUGCAGACCAACGUCACGUUUAGACUAAAAACUCUCACUGAAAUGAAGGAGGAGGCUGCAGCAGAACCAGAAGAAAACAAGAAGAAAACAUGUCCCUGUUGUUUUUAUGUCUUCCACUCACUCAUUUUAAAGACAUUGCAACUUAUUUAUCUUCCUGUGUUUCCCCCCCAAAAAACACACAAACUAUCUUUUUGUUAUUUCCAACAUUUUGUCAUUUUAAAAUGAAAUAUUCUAAUUCAAACAUGUAACACGUCCUUAUUAAAUAUAACUUAUUUGAUUUGACUGUUGGAACACAAAUUGAAUUUAAAUCACAGGUGUUAAGAUCCGAUGUCCGUGGUUCUGUUCACACUGGCAGCUUAAUCAGAUUUCGUUGUAUCUAGAUUGGAAUCAGAUUAGAUUUAUGAAAUCUGGACUGACAAAGACAAAACACAGUUCUUCAAAAGUGCUUCACAAAGCUGAAAAGCAAAAGGUCUGACACAGUUAAAAGCUGCUGCAGAGAGUAAAAACGCAUCACAAGUAUCAGCCCGCAGGAGUUUAUUGAAUGUAAUAACUCAGUCAUGGCUUUGAAAAUCUGAUCUUCAGUGCAUUAAAAAAGGUAAGUUAUA